AUGUUAAAAAACGGCCCAACAAAAUUUCCAAUAGAAUCGGGAGAAUCUCUAAAUCAACGGGAAAAUGGAAUUUUAUUAAAUAAUAAACAACAACAAAAUGAACAACAACAAAAUUUACCUGUUUGGGUCUAUGUAAUUUUUAGAAAAAAUCCGAGUAGCGGACAUGAUAAAGUUUCUGUGAAGGAUAGCCUUGACGGCCCUAUAUUUUGGACUAGAAGAGUUUUAUAUGUUUUUUGUUGUUCUUGUCAUUUUGAUAGACAUGAGCAACAUUUAAUUAAAUUGCUCGAUCAAAAUCGUUCCCUAGUUGAACGUGUUUGCUUAGUAGACAAUCCAAUUGAUUAUUCUUUCUUGCCAGACUCGUUAUUUGGAUUUUUGGCUAAUCAUUUGACGAAAUUGGAGUUUGUUUACCUUCGAGAACUUGACUUGGAAAAAAUUAAUCGAGCAACAGUUGAACGUUUGGCUAAUCAUCGCCGCCUUAAAAAAUUAAUUGUUCAUGGAUGCCGCAAUUAUGAGGCUUUACAAGACUUUCACAGUUUGCCGCAAUUGCUAGUAAUUAAAGGAGAUAUACAAGGACUUAAGGUGGAUUUCUAG
Molecule: messenger RNA, 591 nt
Organism: Meloidogyne enterolobii
Lineage: Eukaryota; Metazoa; Nematoda; Chromadorea; Rhabditida; Meloidogynidae
Source: the annotation of a GenBank genome assembly